UAUCUGGACCACUUGAUUUUUGGCCCCCAAGAUCUAUUGCCAGCUACGCUACUUCGGAUAUGUGUUUGGAAGCAAGGCAUGAUUAAAGAAUUUUCUGAGUUGGACUGUGUUCGCGGCCAUACUUUUGGCAAACAUCCUAUUUUGCCUUUCAAAUCUACUUGUUAUGCUCGCCGCCCUGGAGUUAGAACUCCUUCUCAUGUUUGUGAUGCCAGCGUUAUGAACUUCAAGAAUGAGCUACUGCAAAGAGUUCCAGGAACUUUCUCUCCACAGUCAUUGGAAGAUAUCACCGAUUUGUAUAAGAAGCAUGUUGCUGCUGCUCCAAAUGAGGUGUCACCUGUGGGAUUCUCCUGUGCAAACACCAGAAGACAAUGGGCAUCAUACUGAUGAUCAUCAUGAUAGCGUGGUGGGCGAUCGUCCUGUUUAAGCAGCAGAUGUUAAUGUGCAGCAUUCUGAUGACCAUGAUGAUAUUGUGGUUGGGGAUUUUCCUGAUCAAGGAGCAGAUGACAAUGGUGAACAUUUCGAUGAGCACA
This is a messenger RNA of Panicum virgatum (switchgrass), 530 nucleotides long. RefSeq lists its product as uncharacterized. The record is from RefSeq and is a predicted model, not a curated record. The transcript has 4 exons. The coding region runs from base 79 to 384 and encodes 101 amino acids. NCBI's taxonomy places the organism in Eukaryota, Viridiplantae, Streptophyta, Magnoliopsida, Poales, Poaceae.